This is a messenger RNA of Oncorhynchus keta (chum salmon), 893 nucleotides long. RefSeq names its product histone PARylation factor 1-like. Gene Ontology annotation, molecular function: histone binding; poly-ADP-D-ribose binding. The record is from RefSeq and is a predicted model, not a curated record. Lineage: Eukaryota; Metazoa; Chordata; Actinopteri; Salmoniformes; Salmonidae. The annotation marks the transcript as partial. Gene Ontology annotation, cellular component: nucleus. Gene Ontology annotation, biological process: DNA damage response; regulation of protein ADP-ribosylation. The transcript has 5 exons.
GAGGACCCGCAUCCCUUUAGAGAGAGGACCAGCAUCCCGUUACAACAUGGUCAUAUUAAUCUCCACCUGUUUUUCAGAGAUAGUCCGGACUCCCUGCCUGUGUUCCUUGGGGAGAAUGAAGCCAAGAAGGGCUGUACCAUUACGCAGAUGGGGGACAACAUGUUUGCUGCUGUCCAUCUAUUUCUGGGGAGGAAGAGGAAGGAGAGGGGCGGGCGUAAGGAAGGGGGCAAGGCUCUGGAUAACCUGGAGGAGGAGUUAAGAGAGAGGGCGGAGUCUCUGGGCUUUUCCCUGGAGCAGAAGACCAAAGGCAUGAAGCAGAGAGACAAGAAGGUUGUCACCAAGACGUUCCAUGGAGCCGGCCUGGUGGUUCCUGUUGAUCAGAAUGAUGUUGGUUACCGGGAGCUGCCGGAGACAGACGCGAGUAUGAAGAGGCUGUGUAAGGCUAUAGCGGAGGCCAGGGGUGAUGAAGACAGGAUGAAGGCUUUCGGUCCGCUGCAGGAGAUGAUCACCUUUGUCCAGUUCGCUAACGACGAGUGUGACUACGGCAUGGGGCUGGAGCUGGGCAUAGACCUCUUCUGUUAUGGGUCACAGUACUUCUAUAAGGUGAUCAGACAACUGCUGCCCAUGGCCUACAGCCUGCUGAAGAGGGGCCUGUUUGGAGAGAUCCUGGAGGCUCACCUCUCCAGCCGUUCCCACGACAACCUGGACCAACUCACCUCAGCCUGAAGAAUACCACGGGAGAGGAUGACGAGAGAGAGAGAGAGGAAGAGGGAUGGAUUGUUGUCAGCUCUGACCACUGUGUGUUUAUGAGUCUUGUGCUGCUGUCGUUUGAAUGGUACCAGUGGCGUCUCUCUCUGUGUGCAUAUGUUGAAUAAAGGAUUAUAUUUCUAAGA